CCCCUCCCAGCUCCCGUCUUUCCUUUCCUGCUUUUGUCACUUCCUCUCCUUAGCCCUGAUCGUGUGGUGUGAUCGCUCCAUGGAAAGUUUGUUCUGCAUCCAAGUGGGCUGGGUUUGCGCCCCCUGACAAGUGUUGAAGGAGGAAGAUGGAAGUGGCUGAAUCUUCAUCACAACAACCAAGAGAAGAUAGAUGGAGUAGCAUAGAGAAAUCAGUUCACUUUGCUCCUGAUCCCAGUGGUCUCCUGUCUGAAGAUCAGUUCCUCUGUUCUUUCUGUCUGAAUGUGUUCACUGAUCCAGUCUCCACUCCAUGUGGACACAACUUCUGCAUGAAAUGUAUUACAACAUGCUGGGGUGACAGUGAGCAGUGUCACUGUCCAUUCUGUGAAGAGAAAUUCACCAAGAGACUAGAACUCAAGGUCAAUACAGCCUUCAGAGAGGUUGUAAAUCCUUUCAAGAAGAAAAGUGGUCUGGAUAAACCUGAGGUUCUUUGUGAUGCCUGCAUUGGAGUGAAGCAGGAAGCCCUGAAAUCCUGUGUGGAUUGUCGUCUCACUCUUUGUAAAUCUCAUUUAGAAUCUCAUAAUAAUAUGCCAAAAAUUAAGGAACACAAGCUGAUAAGCCCAUUAAAGAACCUGGAGGACUACAUAUGCCAGAAGCACAGGAGACCCCUGGAGUUGUUCUGUAGAGAUGACCAGAUGUUUGCGUGUAUGAUCUGCACUGUGACUGACCACAAGAAGCACAACACUGUUCCUGUAGAGGAGGGGAUUGGAGAAAUGAAGCUGGAGAAGACACAGACAGAGGUGCAGCAGAUGAUCCAAGACAGACUGAAGAAGAUCAAAGACAUCAAACACUCAGUAGAGCUCAGAAAAGUGAGUGAACCAUGACAUAUUGUG
Messenger RNA from Colossoma macropomum (tambaqui), 890 nucleotides. RefSeq names its product E3 ubiquitin-protein ligase TRIM47-like. The record is from RefSeq and is a predicted model, not a curated record. Gene Ontology annotation, molecular function: zinc ion binding. Lineage: Eukaryota; Metazoa; Chordata; Actinopteri; Characiformes; Serrasalmidae. The transcript is spliced from 4 exons. The coding region runs from base 147 to 881 and encodes 244 amino acids.